AUGCAGCCUGCUCUCGCCCCAGCACCGCAUCCAAGCAUGCAGUCCACUGCUCAGGACCACGCGGACCAGGUUCUCCAUGACCAGCUUCUAGCUGCUCAGCACCACCUGCAGGGCCCUCGUCCACAGGGUGCCCCAGGCCAACAGCAGCAUCUUCAACCUAACAAUGCCAGUCCUCGUGACCAACCAAACAUUGACCCAGCCAUUUCGGGUGCCAUGCUGGGUGCUCCCCAAACCCCAACUCAAGCCCAAGGCUCCCCACCAUCUGAUGGUGGUUCUAAGAGCUAUGGGAAGCGCGAGCUCUCCACCUCUAAGCGUGCUGCCCAGAACCGCGCUGCCCAGCGCGCCUUCCGCCAGCGCAAAGAGACUUAUAUUCGUAAACUCGAGGAAGAAGUCAAGAACAUCGAGCCCCUCAAGGACCAAGUCAAGUCCCUGGUAGGAGAGAACUACCAGCUCCGCGAAUACAUCAUUAAUCUCCAAUCUCGCCUCCUCGAAGCCCAAGGCGAAGUCCCCGAACUACCAGCCAACAUCGACCUAAGCCAACCCCGCACAACGGAGAUGGCCCUCGCCUCAGCAGGAGUCCAGAACACCAGCCCCUCAGGCUCGGUGCCGGCCUCAGGAGCCCCUCAACACCAGGGCUCGGUGUCCGAUGACAUGAACUCUUUGAACCGCAUUGCGGCCGCUACACUGGGUAUGCGCAAGCACCCAGAUGACACUAGCUUCCUUAACAACAAUUUCCAGCAGAAUAAGCGUGUCCGCUCCGAUGAUGGCCACGAUGCCUCCGACGUCGUCGCUAAGCAGGAGGCUACCCAUGGUCUUCCUAUGGUUAACUAG
This is a messenger RNA of Penicillium soppii, 831 nucleotides long. RefSeq lists its product as uncharacterized. The coding region runs from base 1 to 831 and encodes 276 amino acids. Gene Ontology annotation, molecular function: transcription cis-regulatory region binding; DNA-binding transcription activator activity, RNA polymerase II-specific. The record is from RefSeq and is a predicted model, not a curated record. Gene Ontology annotation, cellular component: RNA polymerase II transcription regulator complex. The transcript has 4 exons. Lineage: Eukaryota; Fungi; Ascomycota; Eurotiomycetes; Eurotiales; Aspergillaceae.